AUGGUUGUCAGGAGUAUCCGUCUUUUUAUUCAACAGGCUGACCAAAGCCAUGGGAAUAACCACGCGGAAAGGCUGAUGUUCGCUCUAAGCACUUUGUUUGAUGCGACACGUUUAGAUAUCCAGUUCUACUUGAUCCACGGUUGGGUUCCCCAAAACACUCUGAAAGCGAUGUUAUGUCCGACGCCAGUCCCAGAAAGGCCUGUCUAUCAGCGGAGACGAAAACUUCAGAGAGUUGAUGGCUAUGGAAAAGCGUGUGCCGAGGAGUGCCCGACGAUAUCGCUCCGACCUCCAAACGCAAAAAUGGAUGGAGUUAUCCGAACGCCUGAAAUCAGCAUUUCAGAAAGGGGACGUCGUAUGUUUAUACAUUCCAAAAUUGCAGACCGGACUAAUCGUCUGAAACCAAGAGCCUUGUUUCCUAAAAGACAGGCAGUCACCGUGGAUGUGAAUGAAGAAGAGGAUUUGGAUGUUGUGCUACUCCAAGAAGACAGUUGGGAAACCGAUGCCCAAAAGGAUCAGUACGAGGUUGUGAAGAAUUUGGAUCUACGAUGGUGUAAGAAACCUCGAACAUCCAAAAUGCGUCGGGAGUACCUUGUCAAAUAG
Molecule: messenger RNA, 600 nt
Organism: Phytophthora megakarya
Lineage: Eukaryota; Oomycota; Peronosporomycetes; Peronosporales; Peronosporaceae
Source: the annotation of a GenBank genome assembly